AUGGAUCCCCGCAAGGUAAGCGCGCUUUGGGUCUUUGUGAAAAUGUGUAAACAAGAUCUGAGCGUCUUGCACACCAAAGAAAUGUGCUUCCUGAGGGAGUGAGUGGAGAGCAUGGAGGGUAAAGUACCACCUGCUACUCAGAAAGCUAAAUCAGAAGAAGAUUUCAAGGAAGAAAAUGCAGAUAGUAAGAAGAUGGGGAAAAACAUAAAGACAGAUGGGCCAUCAAGUGAAGAAAGUGAUUUAGAGAUUGACAAUGAAAGUGUAAUUGAGCCAGAUACUGAUAUCCCUCAAGAAAUGGGAGACAAAAAUGUAGAGAUUACUGAGGAGAUGAUGGAUCAAGCCAAAGGAAAGAAAGCAGCUGUCCUUGAUGCUCUAAAUGAUGGUAAACUAUAGAAAGCCAUUGACUUCACAGAUGCCAUCAAGCUGAAUCCUCGCUUGGCCAUUCUAUAUGCCAAGAGAGCCAGUGUCUUCAUCAAAUUACAGAAGCCAAAUGCUGCCAUUCGAGAUAGUGACAGAGCCAUUGAAAUAAAUCCUGAUUCUUCCCAGCUGUACAAGUGGUGAGGGAAAGCACACAGACUUCUGGGCCAUUGGGAAGAAGCAGCCCAUGAUCUGGCCCUUGCUUGUAAACUGGAUUAUGAUGAGGAAGAAGUGCAGUGCUUACAAGUUCAGCCAAGGGCACAGAAAACUGCUGAACAUUGGAGAAAGGAUGAGCAAAAAUGUGAAGAAUGAGAGAUCAAAGAAAGAAUAGAAAGGGUUAAGAAGGCUCAAGAAGAGCAUAAAAAAGCCCAGAGGGAGGAAGAAGGCAGAGGACAAUCCGGAGCUCAGUAUGGCUCUCUCUCCUGGUCCUUAAGCACUUUUUAA
Molecule: messenger RNA, 861 nt
Organism: Octodon degus (degu)
Lineage: Eukaryota; Metazoa; Chordata; Mammalia; Rodentia; Octodontidae
Product: hsc70-interacting protein
Molecular function (GO): protein dimerization activity; Hsp70 protein binding
Source: RefSeq, a predicted model, not a curated record